Messenger RNA from Salvelinus namaycush (lake trout), 987 nucleotides. RefSeq names its product coxsackievirus and adenovirus receptor homolog. The transcript is spliced from 6 exons. NCBI's taxonomy places the organism in Eukaryota, Metazoa, Chordata, Actinopteri, Salmoniformes, Salmonidae. The record is from RefSeq and is a predicted model, not a curated record. The coding region runs from base 1 to 987 and encodes 328 amino acids.
AUGGGGAUGCAGCUGACCUCUACUGGUCCUCAGACCCUCCAGAGGGCCCAGGGGGAGAGAAUGACCCUGAUGUGUACAUACACACCUGACCCCUCGGACACUGGAGAGCUGGAUAUUGAGUGGUCAGUGGUCAGCCCAGAUACCACCCAGAAGGACCAACUGCUGUUGUCCUAUGCAGGUGGGAAUAAGUACAUCCAUGGUAACUCUGGUCUAACUAAGGGGCUGGACUUUGCUGCUGGCGACCCUUCCCUGGGUGAUGCGUCCCUCUCCAUCGCUUUCCUGUCACCAGCCCAUUCUGCCACCUACCAGUGUAAAGUCAAGAAGUCACCGGGAGUGGACAUGCAGAAAGUGUCCCUGGUCGUGAUGGUGCGUCCUUCGGUCCCUAAAUGCUGGGUGGAGGGUGGGGAGGCAGUGGGGGAGACUGUCUCCCUGCACUGCAAGUCAUCCGAGGGGUCCUCUCCCCUCAACUACGCAUGGAAGAGAGAAAGAGGAGGUCCCAUCCCACCCUCAGCCACACAGAACCGUGUGACUGGGGAGUUGUUGAUCAGCAAUCACUCUGAGAGCUUUGUGGGGAUUUACAUGUGUGAGGUGACCAAUGCUGUGGGGGACGAGAGGUGCAGAGUCAAACUGACAGCUAACAAACCCCCUAACAGAGCAGGAGUGAUAUCGGGUACUGUGGUAGGUUGUCUACUGCUCAUCAUCAUUCUGGCGAUACUCAUAUGGCUCCUCAUCUACAAGUGUGAUGCAAGGUUCACACGGUAUGAGAAGGAAGUGUCUAACGAUAUCAGGGAGGACGUCCCGGCCCCAGAGAGCCGGCCACACAGCCGAGGCAGCAGCCGGGGUGCAAGCCUCCACCCUGGGGUAGCCUACAGCCAGGUGGGCAUGCAACAGACGGGGCACUCAGAUCGAGAACACACACACAUCCCAUCCAGCAGCACUGGAUACACACCUGUCAAAUAUGACAGCAGAUACGGCUUCGCUGUAUGA